This is a messenger RNA of Syzygium oleosum, 1370 nucleotides long. RefSeq names its product L-galactose dehydrogenase. The transcript is spliced from 5 exons. Gene Ontology annotation, cellular component: cytosol. The record is from RefSeq and is a predicted model, not a curated record. Gene Ontology annotation, biological process: L-ascorbic acid biosynthetic process. Lineage: Eukaryota; Viridiplantae; Streptophyta; Magnoliopsida; Myrtales; Myrtaceae. Gene Ontology annotation, molecular function: L-galactose dehydrogenase activity. Bases 282 to 1265 code for a protein of 327 amino acids.
CCGGACAGAGACAGGAACUACAGUUGCAUCCGCCGGCAUCUGUCCGAUUCUGUGGCGCGCCGUCCCUUCGUCCCUUCGUCGUCUUCGUCGAAACUUCCUCGCACGCCCGCGAUCGGGCCCCCACCCACUGCGACCCACCUUCCUCACUCUCUCUGCUUUCCGCUCCUCUCACUCCCUCCCUCCUCAUUGCCUCAAGCUUCGACUCCCCCUUCUUCUUCUUCUUCGUCUGCGUCGUCGUCGUCGUCGACCCACGAACCAAGAACCUCGCGGGUGUCUCUCCGAUGGCUGCGGCGUCCGCCCCGUCGCCGGCGAGUCUCGAGCUCCGGCCGCUCGGCGGCACGGGGCUGAAGGUGAGCUGCGUCGGCUUCGGCGCGUCCCCUCUCGGCAGGGUCUUCGGCCCCGUCUCCGAGGACGAGGCCGCCGCCUCCGUCCGCGAAGCUUUCCGCCUCGGCAUCAACUUCUUCGACACCUCCCCGUACUAUGGAGGAACGUUGUCAGAGAAGAUGCUGGGGAUGGCACUUAAAGCUUCAGGUGUACCAAGAGAUCAGUAUGUUGUCUCGACGAAAUGUGGACGUUACAAAGAGGGCUUUGACUUUAGUGCGGAGAGAGUGACAAGGAGCAUUGAUGAGAGUUUAGAAAGAUUGCAACUUGAUUAUGUAGAUAUACUUCAAUGCCAUGAUAUCGAAUUUGGCUCCCUAGAUCAGAUUGUCAAUGAGACUAUUCCUGCACUUCUGAAACUGAAGGAAACCGGAAAGAUCCGUUUCAUUGGCAUUACUGGAUUACCAUUGGGAAUCUUCACAUAUGUGCUUGAUCGUGUGCCACCAGGUUCAGUCGACGUAGUCCUUUCUUACUGCCACUUCAGUAUCAACGACAAUACCUUGGAAGAUUUGCUGCCAUACUUGAAGAGCAAAGGUGUUGGUAUAAUAAGUGCCUCACCCCUAGCAAUGGGGCUUCUUACCGAGAGUGGUCCACCAGAGUGGCAUCCAGCUCCCCCUGAGCUAAAGUCUGCAUGUCAAGAUGCUGCGGCCUUUUGCCAGAAGAAAGGGAAGAACAUCUCAAAGUUAGCUAUGCAAUACAGCUUGACAAACAAGGAUAUUUCCUCGGUGCUGGUUGGCAUGAACUCCGUCAAACAGGUCGAGGAGAAUGUCGCCGCUGCAACGGAGCUGGCGUCCGUGGGAAUGGAUCAAGAAACACUGUCCGAGGUCGAAGCCAUCCUCAAGCCGGUGAAGAACCUGACGUGGCCGAGCGGGAUCCAGCAGAGCUAAUAAGUUCACAUCAUUCCAGAUGUUAUGAUGUGUUUGUAUUGAUGUAUUCACUUAUCCCAUUUCCUGUCUUGUGAACUUGUCAUCAUGAAAUAUGUUUGCUUCAAA